Molecule: messenger RNA, 963 nt
Organism: Cryptomeria japonica (Japanese cedar)
Lineage: Eukaryota; Viridiplantae; Streptophyta; Pinopsida; Cupressales; Cupressaceae
Product: L-type lectin-domain containing receptor kinase V.9-like
Exons: 1
Coding region: 1-963 (320 amino acids)
Biological process (GO): protein phosphorylation
Molecular function (GO): protein kinase activity; carbohydrate binding; ATP binding
Source: RefSeq, a predicted model, not a curated record
AUGUCUGGCCGCGCUUUAUAUACUCAUCCUGUGCGGAUGAAAGAUCCCAACUCCAGAAACACGAGCUCAUCGUUCAGCACCACCUUCGUAUUCGCUAUGGUUCCUUCUUCCUCCGAUCCUCCACGCAGCGGGCACGGGAUGGCCUUUAUGAUCACACCCACCAAGUUUCCAGUGGAGCAGUCAUCGUCUCACUUCCUCGGUUUGUUGAAGAGUUCCAGCGUAGGGAAGCCUGAAAAUCAUCUCUUUGCCGUCGAGUUCGACACAAUCCUCAACGAGGACUGCCAAGACAUCAACGACAAUCAUGUCGGCGUGGAUCUCAACGACCUCAACUCUGUAAAGGCUGAAAUAGCCGGCUACAGGAUUAGCAACCAGUUGCAUGAAAUAGAUCUCAACAGUGGUCACAAUAUCCAGGCUUGGAUCGACUAUGAUCAUAUGCAACAGGAAUUGAAUGUCACAAUUGUAGAAGCCGGUUCAGUUCGACCCAAAGAGCCUCUUAUAUCUCUCAAGAUUAUGACUCUGUCCAAUAUUUUCGAAGAAGAAAUGUACGUUGGUUUCUCUGCAGCACCGGGAACCGUCGUUCAAGACCACUGUGUCCUCGCCUGGAGCUUCAGCACAAAUGGAUCCUCACCUGAGCUGGAUAUAUCUCAUCUUCCUUCCCUCAUUAUGCGUAAGGAUUCCAACUCUCGACUUAUUAUCGAAAUUACUACAGCUUUGGUACUUGUGUUGUCUUUUCUGAUUGCUGCAGGGGUUUUUGGGCGGAAGAGAAAUAAGUACAGAGACGUUAUAGAAGAAUGGGAGAUGGAGUAUUGGCCUCACAGGUUUAAAUACAAAGACCUGCAUAUUGCAACCAAAGGCUUCCGAGACGAACAAGUUUUGGGCUGUGGAGGUUUCGGUCGGGUGUACAAAGGAGUCGUCCCUGCUAGCGGCCUUGAAGUUGCUGUAAAGUCCAUCUUUAAAGAAUGA